UUGGUAAUCAGCCUUGCUACAAGGCUGCCCCGCUUAGAUCCCGGGCGAGCCAAUGACAUAAGUGUACAUCAUUUACGUCGCUGGGCCUCAUGCGACAUCUUCCACAUUAAAUUCCACCGACGAUAGGACAUUGUGUUAUAACAUCGGAUAUGUCUCGCGACAUCUCUAGACAGGUCUCCUACAUUCCAACUCGAUAGAUGAUCCAACCUUCAAUGACCUAAUCUCCAUCAUCCAAAGCCUUAACAAUGGCACCUCUCCUCGAAGAUCCCCGAAUCCGACAGACCUGGAACCAGAUCUCGCAGAACGCCGAAUCUGCAACUGAGAAUGCUGCUGCGGGGAUUUGGACGUUUCAACAUACAUACAUCAACCCAUGCUUAUCCUCAAUCGCGUCCAACUUCGAACAGUGUACCGGACAUUGUUGUGGGGAUAGAGAGGAACGCGCCCGACGGUUGCGAGAUAGAGGACGGACAAGAGGCAGAGCUGAAUUAAGCUUCGACUUCUACGACGAUUGGGACGAAGAUGAAAGUCAUGGUAAUAGAGGAGUGUUAGGAGGCUGGGGAAAUGAUGAAUUGGAUCGUUUGCUUGCUGGAAGUGGUUCGCAUAGCGGCCCAAGUGAUCAAGCACCACGGCGAAAACGCGGGAUGAGUUAUGGUACAAGACCGAGAAGGAAAAGUCUGGAUCCAGAUCCGACUGUCAUACCGAGUACAAGUGCUUUGGGAUUUCUAGGUCGACUACCAUUCAAGCUAGGUGGCACGUUGAGAUAUAAGCCCAGCGCGGCAGAUUUACAAGAUCACCCAGGAGCACGAGGCACCGAGAUUAGGGAGGAGGAGGGCGAGCCCUUGAUGUCGGAUCACAGUGAUGACGAGAGACCAGGAACGAAAGGUCACACCAGAAACCGCAGCUCUACAGCGAGCUCUGGUGAAACAUCAGAUUCAUUCAGAUCUCGAGGCGACCUAUUUCCAAGCGACGGAGAAGACGAUGCAGUUCCUCUGGAUGACGAGUUUGCGAUGGUGCUUGAGAGAAGAAUGACCAAUACAGUUCCCGAUGAUAGGAGCAGUGGAAAGACAAAGAGUAGCAAGGGCAAGAGGCCCUCUGCGCCCAGGACUCUUUCGAGGACAUUGUCUAGGACAACACAAUCAUCACAAACGAGACCUGGACUCGGUCAACGGGCGAGCUCUUCAUCAUUACCACAUACUCCUGACAUUACGAGCCCUAGCGUAGUUGAGGUGCCAUCAUUGACGGAUUUGCAGCAAGAAGAAGAGAGAGUGCGACUUGAGGAAGAGCAAGAAGUAGAGAGGAAACGGCAAGCUGCUGUUAAACUAGCAAUGGAACGUGGCCUUCAUGCUGGAGAGGGCUCUGAAACAACCAUCACAGAGUCGAAGGUAGAUCCUCCAACAGUUGCAAGCAUCGAGGCAGAAGCUCCAGGUCCAGAUGAAAGUACCGACAUCGUGGUGGAUACUCCGCAAUCUGUUGACGUUCCUGUCACACACUCUUCAGCUCCUGUUACGACUAACUCGGACAAGGAAAGUCGACCUCCAAUGGAAACCGAGUUUGUGCCUGCUAGGUUACCACAUUUUAGUUGAGCAGGUCUUGCAUUAUAGCAAUUCCUCAAAUAACACAAGUCUACACUUCCGAGAGGUCUUUGGGUGGUUGUAGAUGAAUGGCGUUAUAUAUAGCAUGCGAAGUG
Molecule: messenger RNA, 1687 nt
Organism: Mollisia scopiformis
Lineage: Eukaryota; Fungi; Ascomycota; Leotiomycetes; Helotiales; Mollisiaceae
Exons: 1
Coding region: 246-1583 (445 amino acids)
Source: RefSeq, a predicted model, not a curated record